GUCGCCCAUCAAUGAUUAACCGCCAGAUUUUGCAAAAAUUGCUGCUUAUCGGCUCCGGGCGGCGGUGGAUUUCAUGCUCCUACUCCGCCGCCCAAGCUCUUAAGCUUUCACUGUCCCCCGGUUGCCGGAGCUCUGAAUUUCUUGGGGUUUCUCCUCAUGGUUGCAUCUUUAAACAACCAACAAUGCUUCUUUACCCGUUGUUUAAAAGUUGUAUUUACGAAACAUUUUCAACUCAUUCUUUGUUGGAUCAUGAUCAACUUGGUGGUGAGAUAGUUGUUGAUGUUCCUUUGGCACAAACAGGUGAAGGUAUUGCUGAAUGUGAACUUCUCAAGUGGUUUGUUCAAGAGGGGGAUGAUGUUGAUGAGUUCCAACCACUUUGUGAAGUCCAAAGUGACAAAGCCACAAUGGAAAUAACUAGCCGUUACAAGGGAAAGGUGUCGCAAAUUCUUCAUCUCCCAGGGGGCAUAGUGAAGGUUGGGGAAACCCUUCUUAAGAUGAUUGUUGAAGAACCAGUUGGAAAUUCGCCUUUGGGGAAGGUAGUAGAGUCCAAACCUGAUGAUUUAAUUGGUAAAAAAAAUGUUGGAGUUCUCUCAACUCCUGCAGUUAGGAACCUCGCCAAGCAAUAUGGAGUAAACGUAGAUGAUAUCAAUGGGACUGGUACCGAUGGAAGAAUACUAAAGGAAGAUAUUGUCAAAUACGUCGAUAGUCAAGAAGAAACUAUUAGAGAAGCCAUGGAUUCCUCUGUUGUAGAGAAUAAGCACCUUCAUCAUGAUUUCCAGGAUAAAACAUUUCCUCUCAGGGGAUAUCAUCGUGCUAUGGCUAAAUCGAUGAGCUUGGCUGCAACCAUUCCGCAUUUUCAUUACGUAGAAGAUAUAAUCUGUGACGCACUUCUGGAAUUGAAAACGUCUUUCCAAAAUGAGAAUUCUGAUCCUGAGGUGAAGUAUACACUUCUUCCUGUGUUGAUAAAGUCACUAUCCAUGGCUUUGAACAAAUUUCCGUCGCUCAACAGCUGCUUUGACGAGACUAUGCAAGCUGUUACAUUGAAAGGAUCUCAUAAUGUUGGAGUUGCGAUGGCCACUGAACAUGGUCUAGUCGUACCAAACAUCAAAAGGGUUCAGUCUCUCUCGAUCUUGGAGAUCACAAAGGAACUAUCGAGGUUACAAAGAUUGGCAGGCAGUAACAAACUUAGCCACGACGAUAUUUCUGGUGGGACGAUUACUUUAAGCAAUAUCGGAGCUAUUGGUGGGAAAUUCGGUUCUCCGCUUGUGAAUGUUCCGGAAGUUUCUAUAAUUGCCAUUGGUAGAGCAAAGAAAGUUCCUCAUUUUGACGUAGAUGGUAACCUAUACCCUGCAACUGUCAUGACUAUAAAUAUAGGUGCGGAUCAUAGAGUUUUGGAUGGAGCAACUGUUGCAAGGUUUUGCAAUGAGUGGAAACUAUUGAUUGAAAAACCACAAUUGUUACUACUCAACAUGAAAUAAAUUUAAUG
Messenger RNA from Impatiens glandulifera, 1486 nucleotides. RefSeq names its product lipoamide acyltransferase component of branched-chain alpha-keto acid dehydrogenase complex, mitochondrial-like. Gene Ontology annotation, molecular function: lipoic acid binding; acetyltransferase activity. Gene Ontology annotation, cellular component: cytoplasm; mitochondrion. The record is from RefSeq and is a predicted model, not a curated record. Lineage: Eukaryota; Viridiplantae; Streptophyta; Magnoliopsida; Ericales; Balsaminaceae. The transcript is spliced from 8 exons. The coding region runs from base 12 to 1478 and encodes 488 amino acids.